Penaeus monodon (black tiger shrimp) is the source of this 768-nucleotide messenger RNA. RefSeq lists its product as uncharacterized. NCBI's taxonomy places the organism in Eukaryota, Metazoa, Arthropoda, Malacostraca, Decapoda, Penaeidae. The transcript is spliced from 5 exons. The record is from RefSeq and is a predicted model, not a curated record. The coding region runs from base 114 to 527 and encodes 137 amino acids.
AUAACCGUAGCAGACGUAAACACGCGAAAGAAAAUAAAGAUAAAAAUGUUGUGGAUGUGAAAGAUGUGCCAACAAUAAUACGUACCCUAGGCCUCGUCCCUUCUGAAGUGGAGAUGCGAAAGACAGUAGCCGCCAUGGUGGGGGAGGAGAGUGCCGACACUGUGCAUCUGGCAGCAUUCCUCACCAUAGCAAAGAAACUUUUAAUGGACAGAAGGUUCCCCAGCAGCAACAAGGAAGAACUGUCUCGCGCCCUUGCAGUGCUGGCGAAGGAAGGGAAGAACUAUUUGGCGGAGACACAGCCCCAGCAGGAGAGCAAAGGGGGAGUCUAUGAUACAAAGCGGUCAGGGUUCCGUCCGCCGGGCAGCCUGUCCCGCGAUGAGCUCGUGCGCCUCAUGACGUGCGAGGGGGAGGCUCUGACGCAGGAGGAGGCGGAGGAGCUCAUCCUGUCCUUACCGAUGAAGGAUUCGGAGUACGUGGAUCUUGACCAGUACGCCGCCCAGCUCGUGCCGCCGCCUAAGUUCUUCUGAGGUUGUCGGUGCGCUCGAGAGGUUGAAGUUCAAAGGUCUUGAUACUGCGAAAGUGUCGGUCUUUCCUUUCAGUAUUAACACUGUGGGAUAUGUCCUGUUUCUGUUUUAAGAGGCUACUUCCCAGAAAAUUCCAAGGGAUAUGCGACUUUGAGUUACAAUAGUCUCAAUAUUGACAUUUCUUACUGUUUACUAUCUAUUUAUUAAUUUACUUACAAUGUACAAUCUUUCCUUACUGUCUUAC